Helobdella robusta is the source of this 2637-nucleotide messenger RNA. RefSeq lists its product as hypothetical. The record is from RefSeq and is a predicted model, not a curated record. Gene Ontology annotation, biological process: positive regulation of nuclear cell cycle DNA replication; regulation of cell cycle phase transition. Gene Ontology annotation, cellular component: Dbf4-dependent protein kinase complex; nucleus. The coding region runs from base 1 to 2637 and encodes 878 amino acids. The transcript is spliced from 2 exons. Gene Ontology annotation, molecular function: zinc ion binding; nucleic acid binding; protein serine/threonine kinase activator activity. Lineage: Eukaryota; Metazoa; Annelida; Clitellata; Rhynchobdellida; Glossiphoniidae.
AUGAAAUUAGAAAGUGGCACUAAAGUGUUCUUGGAUUUGAAAAAUUAUUCUAACAGAAAUAAAUUGGAAGCUUAUUUAAAAAAACUGGAGGUUGCAAUUGAAGAAUUUUUAUCAAACGAAAUUGAUUAUGUUGUGACGAAUCGAAAAUUGGAUUCCGCGACGGCUCCGCCAAAAUUGCAUCAUAGGAACACUUCAUUUUCUAGUCAAGCCUUUCCAGCAAAUACUCCAAAAGUAAUGAUGAUGUCUCGAGGCCAAACAUUGCUUAUGAGAUCAAAUUCGACAAAUUCUUUGAACUCUCAAAGUUUUGUGGAUCCCAUUCACUUUGCAAUGAAAUUCAAUAUUCCAAUUGUCGAUAUUUUAUUAUUAAAAAAAGUUUUGAAAAGCGCAAUGGCAAAAUUGAAAUCAUCUCAAAAGUUGAAAUCUUCCAACAAACUUUGUAAAAAACUAGGUAACGAAUUUAUAAAGAUUGAAGAUGUUUCUCAAAGGUUUUCUCCAAUUUUUAGAUGCUUUCAAAAUUUGCCAAAAAUUGGUGAGAAAAAGUCAACUGAAACGAAAGUGGCAAAUAAAAAGAAAGGUGUCGAUGUAAAGUUAACAUAUUGUGAAUGUUGUGAAGAAGUUGUUAACAGUUUGUCGGUGCAUAACAAUGACAAAAAACAUGUAACAUUUUCACAAAAAUCAGAAAAUUAUUUAUUGUUAGAUCAAAUGAUUUCAGAUCUUCCAAGUUUACACGAUUUACCUCUCCUACACUUAAACAACCAACAUUUAACAAAUGCAGCAGCGGAAAGCAACAAGUAUCACAAUGAUAAUUAUGGAGAUGAAUGUUAUGACAUAGAACAGAAAAAAUCAAAAGCAGGUUUGCCAUGCAUUCAAUCUAGAAGAAAUAGCCACCGGAUUAUUGCUUUUGAAAAUGUUGAAUGUUCACUAUCAGCCAUGGAUGAACUAACACACCCCAAAGAUGCCCAACACAGCUUAGAUGGUGUUGGUCUCGUCUCCUUGGGAUGUCAUGAUAACAGUAAUGCAGUCAAUACAAAUAAGGUUUUAAUUGAAAAUAAUCUUAUUGAUAAAAUUCAACAAGUUGACACUGACAGAGAUUUAAAUGAUGUGACAAAAAGUUUUUUAGUAGAUAAGUUAAUUUCUUCAGAUUUUUCUUGUCCAGAAGAAGUUGUUAAAGUCAAAAUUCCAGGCUCUCCUUCAAGUCAUGACGCUGAACCAAAAACUGAUGAAACAGUUGUACUGGAAACACAUCUAGUUGAUGAAAAAAGCCUGGGUGAUUGUUUGAAAUUAGUGAUUAAUUUGAAAGAAGUGAAUGUAACAGGACCAACUAGUAUAACUACUCUCUCUGAAACAUCAUUAAAUGAAUCGAAUGAAUUGUUAACAUGUGGUAACUCAGCUUGCUUCAGCCCUGUUGAUACAAAAAGUACUAACGUAAAACUAGAUGAAAUAACAGAACCGAAUGAAUCAUCUGCUGAUAGAAUCAGUAAUGGGGCCAUAAUGAAAUACACCAAUAAUCAAAUUAACCAUAACAAAAUUAAUUCAAAUUCAGAUAGUAAUGAAAUUUCAAAAAAAUUUUUAAAUAAUGAUAUUGAGGGUUUAAAUGAUCUACACCAAAACGGUGAGGAACCUGUUAACCAAUAUUUCUCGAACAACCUUUUCCCACAGUCACCAUAUUGCCUUGCUGACACUGAUCGACGAAAUGAGAUUGUACCAACCAAUCACAUUUUUUCAAGCGAUUACAAUUCAUAUUCUUAUCCAAAUUGUACUCCAACUCAACAAAUGUUACUGUUUCAGAAUGAACAGAUCAAACCUUUCCAAGAAGAAAUACUGUAUGAGCAUACACAACAUCUGCAAGAAAAAUAUUUAAAACAUCAACAGUUUCUUGAGCAAGUCAAACAGCAGAUAUUUACACCAACGAUGAACUACUUGCCAAAUAUAAUGAACUUGCCAGAAGCAUUCAAUGCUAGUUCUAUGCCUUGUUAUGAUGCAUAUUCAAACUUGUUUUGGCCUCUACAUUUUGUUUCGCCGAACAUUGCUUGUAAUCACAGUUUUGAUGGUUAUCCUCCUAGCCCCCAAAACAAUGCACAGUUAGGUGACGUGGUAGGAAGUCUGUUAACCACUGAUCGCAAAUGUUUGACUGAUGAAACUAUCAGACCGCAGCAAUUUGGGGGGAGAAGAUGUGUUACAGGGAAACGGAGAUGUGAUAAAAAUAAAUCACUGGAUAGUCAGUUAUUUAAUGUCAAAAAAAGUCUUCUCUUCAACAAAAGAAACAACAGAAAUUUUCAUGAUAAAACUUUGAAAAAUGAGGAUCAUGAUGGCAGAUGCUCUACAGCAAAAUUAGAGGAUGAAUUUGAAAAUCAAUGUGAUAUAGAAAUCAAUACCACCUCCUCCAGUGGAAGAGUUUGUGGAAAUGGAAGAGGGUUAAAAUGCAAAACUACAGGACAUAAUAAAAACUGCAGCUCUACUGUUUCGCGUGAAAAUGUUUUCAUUGAAAGCUCAGAGGUCAGGGAUAGGGGUGACGACAGUGGUACAGAGAUAUAUGAUGUCAGUUUAUGGUGCAUGUCCUACAGAUCAGAUCUGAAAGUCGUUUUUAAAAAAAUUGGUUCUAGUUCACACUAUGAUACAGAUGAUUUAAUCAAAUAA